Messenger RNA from Closterium sp. NIES-65, 2226 nucleotides. The record is from the annotation of a GenBank genome assembly. NCBI's taxonomy places the organism in Eukaryota, Viridiplantae, Streptophyta, Zygnematophyceae, Desmidiales, Closteriaceae.
AUGAGAGAAGGGGAUGGAAUAUGGGAGAAGGGGAUGGAAUCUGGGAGAAGGGGAUGGAAUCUGGGAGAAGGGGAUAGAGUUUGGGAGAAGGGGAUGGAAUCUGGGAGAAGGGGAUGGAAUCUGGGAGAAGGGGAUGGAAUCUGGGAGAAGGGGAUGGAAUCUGGGAGAAGGGGAUGGAAUCUGAGAGAAGGGGAUAGAGUUUGGGAGAAGGGGAUGGAAUCUGGGAGAAGGGGAUGGAAUCUGGGAGAAGGGGAUGGAAUCUGGGAGAAGGGGAUGGAAUCUGGGAGAAGGGGAUGGAAUCUGGGAGAAGGGGAUGGAAUCUGGGAGAAGGGGAUGGAAUCUGGGAGAAGGGGAUGGAAUCUGGGAGAAGGGGAUGGAAUCAGGGACAAGGUGAUGGAAUCGGGGAGAAGGGAUAGAAUCUGGGAGAAGGGGAUGGAAUCUCGGAGAAGGGGAUGGAAUCUGGGAGAAGGGGAUGGAAUUUGGGAGAAGGGGAUGGAAUCUGGGAGAAGGGGAUGGAAUCUGGGAGAAGGGGAUGGAAUCUGGGAGAAGGGGAUGGAAUAUGGGAGAAGGGGAUGGAAUCUGGGAGAAAGGGAUGGAAUCAGGGAGAAGGGGAUGGAAUCUGGGAGAAGGGGAUGGAAUUUAGGAGAAGGGGAUGGAAUCUGGGAGAAGGGGAUGCAGUCAGAGAGAAGGGGAUGGAAUUUGGGAGAAUGGGAUGGAUUUGGGAGAAGGAGAUGGAAUCUGGGACAAGGGAAUGGAAUCUGGGAGAAGGGGAUGGAAUCUAGGAGAAGGGGAUGGAAUCUGGGAGAAGGGGAUGAAAUCUGGGAGAAGGGGAUGGAAUCUGGGAGAAGGGGAUGGAAUCAGGGAGAAGGGGAUGGAAUCUGGGAGAAAAGGAUGGAAUCUGGGAGAAGGGGAUGGAAUCUGGGAGAAGGGGAUGGAAUCUGGGAGAAGGGGAUGGAAUCAGGGAGAAGGGGAUGGAAUCUGGGAGAAGGGGAUGGAAUCAGGGAGAAGGGGAUGGAAUCUGGGAGAAGGGGAUGGAAUCUGGGAGAAGGGGAUGGAAUUUGGGAGAAGGGGAUGGAAUCUGGGAGAAGGGGAUGGAAUCUGGGAGAAGGGGAUGGAAUCUGGGAGAAGGGGAUAGAGUUUGGGAGAAGGGGAUGGAAUCUGGGAGAAGGGGAUGGAAUCUGGGAGAAGGGGAUGGAAUCUGGGAGAAGGGGAUGGAAUCUGGGAGAAGGGGAUGGAAUCUGGGAGAAGGGGAUGGAAUCUGGGAGAAGGGGAUGGAAUCUGGGAGAAGGGGAUGGAAUCUGGGAGAAGGGGAUGGAAUCAGGGACAAGGGAGAAGGGGAUGGAAUUAGGGAGAAGGGGAUGGAAUCAGGGAGAAGGGGAUGGAAUCUGGGAGAAGGGGAUGGAAUCUGGGAGAAGGGGAUGGAAUUUGGGAGAAGGGGAUGGAAUCUGGGAGAAGGGGAUGGAAUCUGGGAGAAGGGGAUGGAAUCUGGGAGAAGGGGAUGGAAUCUGGGAGAAGGGGAUGGAAUCUGGGAGAAAGGGAUGGAAUCAGGGAGAAGGGGAUGGAAUCUGGGAGAAGGGGAUGAAAUUUGGGAGAAGGGGAUGGAAUCUGGGAGAAGGGGAUGCAGUCAGAGAAAAGGGGAUGGAAUCGGGGAGAAGGGGAUGGAAUCAAAGAGAAGGGGAUGGAAUUUGCGAGAAUGGGAUGGAUUUGGGAGAAGGAGAUGGAAUCUGGGAGAAGGGAAUGGAAUCUGGGAGAAGGGGAUGGAAUCUAGGAGAAGGGAUGGAAUCUGGGAGAAGGGGAUGGAAUCUGGGAGAAGGGGAUGGAAUCUGGGAGAAGGGGAUGGAAUCAAGGAGAAGGGGAUGGAAUCUGGGAGAAGGGGAUGGAAUCUGGGAGAAGGGGAUGGAAUCUGGGAGAAGGGGAUGGAAUCUGGGAGAAGGGGAUGGAAUCAGGGACAAGGUGAUGGAAUCGGGGAGAAGGGAUAGAAUCUGGGAGAAGGGGAUGGAAUCUCGGAGAAGGGGAUGGAAUCUGGGAGAAGGGGAUGGAAUUUUGGAGAAGGGGAUGGAAUCUGGGAGAAGGGGAUGGAAUCUGGGAGAAGGGGAUGGAAUCUGGGAGAAGGGGAUAGAAUCUGGGAGAAGGGGAUGGAAUCUGGGAGAAGGGGAUGGAAUCUGGGAGAAGGGGAUGGAAUCAGGGAGAAGGGGAUGGAAUCUGGGAGAAGGGGAUGGAAUAUAG